AUGUCAGAGGUAAAGCCUGCACAUGAAAUUACUGAAGUAACACUGGAAAAUGGAACUGUUAUCCAUAUCAAUGAUCACGUCUACCUCGCUCCAGAGCACCUUGGUGAACCCUAUUACAUUGGCAGAGUGAUGGAAUUCUGUACUUCCCAUAAACGAAAAGGGCUACAGGCUAGAAUAGCUUGGUAUAACAGACUCAAAGAUGUCAUCAACAGGAAAUCGGCUGAUCCCUGCUUACUGGUGGCCACUAUGCAUUCUGAUGUGAAUCCUGUAUCCUCCAUUCGUGGUAAAUGUACCGUAACUCACAAAUACUAUAUACCCAAGAAUGAGUUUGAGGCCUACAGAAAAGAGCCAGAUAAUUUCUACUACCAUCAGCUCUAUGAUCGAUAUAUCCAACGAGUUUAUGAUGUCGUUCCAUGUGAAACAGUUCAAAAUGUGCCCAUGGAUAUAUUGGAAGCCUUAAAACAAAGGUAUCAGUUUAUCGUAGUUGAGCAAGGUAAAGCAGCUGACUUGACUGUAGCCAGAAGAACUUGCUGUGUCUGUAAUGAAUGGUGCCAAAGUACUGUAUCUGUGAAAUGCACUGCUUGUCAGAAAAGCUAUCAUAUGGCUUGUUUGAACCCACCAUUGACUCGCAAACCCUCUAAGGGUUUUGCUUGGCAAUGCGCGUUCUGCACAAGACAAGAAUUACUGAUGGCUGAAUCUUUGUCUUCUUCCUCAAACCCCCAAAGUCCCUCUUACGAUGCAACAUCGCACAGCUCUGCAGCAAACUCCUUAAGUCCGCCCGGUGCAACACAUCCUCAACAGCAGCAAGAAAAUGAUCAGCAUCGCUUGGAAAAUAGUAGGAAUAAAAGACAGGCCCGUACAACCCGUUCUCAAACGAAGCAACAACAGCGCCUUUCAACCCCUUCAACCACUCCUCCUCCACUGCCCACACCACCCCAAACGAAAGCUUCCGUCGUUUUGGCCCCCGCUGUUUCAAAUUCUACCAAUUCUUCUAAUUCUGCCUCUCCUAGUCUUAAAUUGAAGCUUAACAUCAAACGAAAUGACUCUUCUGCUGUUAGUACUCCAAGAGCAUCACCUAUACCUCAGAACAAUCAACCAAUGAAAAUGACGCAUAUGUGGCCGUUCCGUUACUUUGGUAUUAAUACGAAUAUCGGUGAUAUCCUUGAUGUUGAUGAUAGAAUCUACCCGAGAGCCAAAAGUAGAAUAGGCUCACGUUACCAAGCGACUGUAGCAGAUUCGCUGUCAACAACAUCAAUAGCUGACAAUAAUAGUCGCAGUAGUGCGCUAUCUUCUCCAACAAGCAGUGAAGCCAAUUCAGUCUCACACCUCUCCCUCCUUUCUGGCAGCAGUAAAUCAAGAAAGUCAGAUAAAAAGAAUCAAAGCCAUAACAAAAUGAAUAAUAUCAGUAUCAUGUCUAAUGGUCCUCACAAUCAAAAACAAAAAAAGCCAUGCGACACAACGACAGCAGACAUUGCUAUGGAUAUAGAUUCUGUUUCCAAUAAUGAUGAAUGGAGUAAACCCGUUAGAGGAGGCGAUGAUACAGUAACCUGCAUGUACAAACCAGACGUUUUGAGCGAUGAGCAAGUGGAUGAUUAUAUGGACUCAGUACGCGAACUUCCCAACCUUCCUCUUCCAACGCAUAAUUCUGAUCUACUUGAUCGAGCUCUAUUAGAGCUUCAUAACAAUUCCUACCAUACCGAUAUUGCGUUUGAGAAUAUGUCCAAACUUACCACAGAGGAUUUUAAGGGAGAAGUAGUACCUCAGUGGUCACAAGAAGAAAUCAACCUGUUUGAGCAAAGUAUACGCGAACAUGGCCACGAUUUAAACUACGCUAAGAAAAAUGUCAAGACUAAACCGAUGGCAGAUAUUGUACGAUUCUUCUAUCAGUGGAAGAAAACAAAUCGUUAUGAAAUUGUUUAUUCUGAAUGGACAAAAAUAUACAAGCCAUUGAAAAAGUUCAAAAAAUAUAAUGUUUCUUCAGAGAACGACAAGGACGAUGUUAUAGAGGAAGAGAUGGCAAAGGAUGAAGAUGAAGCCGAAGAUGAAGACCUUGAUCCCACCAUUAUUCCAAAGACAGCCGUACCUCCAAGAAAACCUUAUCAAUGUAUGAACUGUUUAAAUACUGAAUCUAGAGUUUGGCGAAGAUCUCCUUCCGAUAUAGAUCGUAGGCAGAAAGUUUUUACCAAAGUUUUAUGUGAUGAUUGCGGUGUGUAUUGGCUGAAAUAUGCCAAGAUUAAACCUAUUUCACCUCAGACAAGAAUUGCUCACAUCAACACAGCUCAUGCUCGUCAAAGUUCCCCUUCAAAUUCUUCUAUUGCGAGUCAAAGUCCUCGCAGCGAAAGCAGUGAUAUAGUAGAUAACAAAAAGCGAAAACGACCUCUUGAAAGUGGCAGCAAACAUAUGAUAAAGAAAAUCAAAGAUGAGAGACGACAAAGGCAAGUGGUAAUACACUUUCCACCUUCUCCUUGCAAAAUUUGCUCGUCCACUACUCCGGAUGAUCGAUUAUACACCUGCCAUAGCUGCGGUAUGUCUGUGCAUAAUGACUGCUAUGGCAUUGAUAGCCGUAAAGCACGCAUCGGAUGGCGAUGCGAUGUUUGUAAUAACAAGCGAAACCCUGUUGUAUCCUAUGCUUACAACUGCCUUCUCUGUAACAACAAGGGCACACCUCACCAACCUCUAAAACGAACAGCUGGUCAUCACUGGGUCCAUCUCCAUUGUGCCGCCUUUAUUCCCGAGAUCAAAUUUGCCAACAUCACCACAUUAACGCCUGUAGAAUACAUUGGUUGCCUGCAUCCUGGUAGAAUUGAGGCCAAUUGUCAACUUUGUCACGAUACCCGUGGUGCGUGCGUUGCUUGCUCCGAGUGUAGAAAGACAGUACAUGUUCAAUGUGCCGUGAAUAAUCAGUUCAAACUUGCCUUUGAAAUACUUCCUAAUACUCGUAACAGCAACAAGUUCACAAAUUAUCCCAUGGUACCUGCUGGACUAUUUGGCCGUGGUUCUCCUUCAGGCCUUAUGGUGCCUCAUGUAUUCUGUCCAUCCCAUAAUAGUAUUAUAUCUCACAAAAAACUAAUUGACUUGAAUUGCCGAACAGUCAAUGAUACCCAAGAGUCUGCAUUAAUGACUUAUUUCAAGCUUUACAAACAAGUCGCUGCGGAUACAACUCCAGCUAUGCGACGAUUUCGUGCAACUUUAAAUUCACGCGCAACAAAAGCGCGUCAUCCAAAGAUUCCUAAUGCCAAAGAUGCUGCUAUCGAAGCUUUGAAUAUGAGCGAGCAUAUUAAUUUACUGAGUUAUCAUCCUGAAUUAUCUAUAAAGAAGCAUUCAUCAUUGUUAUCGUUAUCUGCUUCAGCCUCAAAGUCACUAUCUUCAGCCUCUGCAAAUACACCAUCAUCAUCCGCAACUAACUCUUCAUCUUCCAACAGCAAUAACAUUGUCAAUUUGUCUGCUACUAAUACCACCACUUAUACUAAUCCACGUAAAAGAAGAGUAUGUGCUAUGGAAGAUUGUCAAAUCCAGCAUACACCUAUAUGGUGGCCAAAGAGCAACAAUAAUGACAAUGAAAAUUCAGAAGAAAAAAUCUGCAACCGUUGCUAUAAGAAAUUGAAACAACUGCAGUAA
Messenger RNA from Mycotypha africana, 3618 nucleotides. RefSeq lists its product as uncharacterized. Gene Ontology annotation, biological process: histone catabolic process. Gene Ontology annotation, molecular function: zinc ion binding; ubiquitin-protein transferase activity; chromatin binding. Bases 1 to 3618 code for a protein of 1205 amino acids. Lineage: Eukaryota; Fungi; Mucoromycota; Mucoromycetes; Mucorales; Mycotyphaceae. The record is from RefSeq and is a predicted model, not a curated record. The transcript has 9 exons. Gene Ontology annotation, cellular component: Lid2 complex.